AUGCUGACUGAGAAGUUCGCCUGGCCUGGUAUUCGCAAGGACGUCAACUCCUGGGCGCGCUCCUGCGACUCUUAUCAACGUUCAAAGGUCCAGCGUCACAACCGAGAAGCUCUCGCAUCGUUCGAGGUACCUGACAACAGGUUCGAGCAUGUGCACAUGGACAUCAUCGUCAUGCCACUCGUCGGGAACCUUCGCUACUGCCUCACGAUGAUCGACCGCUUCUCCAGAUGGCCUGUGGUGGUGCCGCUGGCAGACAUCAGGGCCGAGACCAUCGCCAAGAGUUUCUUCGAGCACUGGAUAGCUCAUUACGGUGCUCCGAUCACCAUUACGACUGACCAGGGCACCCAAUUCGAGUCCGCCUUGUUCACUUCACUCGCUCGAAUUGUUGGCUCUCACAAGAUCCAUACGACGCCGUACCAUCCUCAGGCAAAUGGCCUUAUCGAGCGGUUCCACCGGACCCUGAAGGCUGCCUUGAUGUGUGAGGAAUCCUCGCCAUGGCCCGACAGGCUGCCCAUCACCAUGCUGGGUCUCAGAUCUUGCCUCAAGGAAGACCUCCAGGCCUCUCCAGCGGAGAUGUUAUACGGGACGACCCUGCGCAUCCCUGGAGAGUUCUUCGUCACCAACAGCGCCCCCGCAGACCCAGGCUCCUUCGCUGGGAAGCUGAGGGAGCUUUUCAACAUCAUCAGGCCAGUUCCGGCUUCUCAUCACGGCAACUACAAGCCUUUCCGGCUGAAGCUCCUGGCUACCUGCACCCACGUCUACCAGCGCGUCGACUCGGUGAGGAAGCCACUGGUCCCGCCGUACGUCGGCCCUUUCAAGGUCGUUCGAAGGAUGAGCGAGAAGGUCUACAUCAUCCUGGUCAACGGUGUGGAGAAGGCUGUCACCACCGACGCUCUCAUCCCAGCCCACCAGGACACAUCCGACCCGCUGACGCCUCCUAGCUCCACGGCACCAACGGCAUCCUCACCAGCGUCCGAGCCGAGCCAGGUCAACCAGGAGUCAGAAGACAACGGGCCGUCGAACAGCGAGGUCCAGUCAGAAGACCUCGUGCCGUCCAACAGCGACACAAGACCUUCUGUUUCAGAUCACCCCGUCGUCCAGAAAAGGGUUUCGUUCGCUUCCCAGGGGAAGCUCACUAAGGGGGGAGUACCUGUGGCGGUUGCUCCACCCGGACUGCUGGCACCAUCUCGCAGUCGCCGCAAGCAGCUCCUUCAGCCUCGGGCGAUCUACUAG
Molecule: messenger RNA, 1233 nt
Organism: Nasonia vitripennis (jewel wasp)
Lineage: Eukaryota; Metazoa; Arthropoda; Insecta; Hymenoptera; Pteromalidae
Exons: 1
Coding region: 1-1233 (410 amino acids)
Biological process (GO): DNA integration
Molecular function (GO): nucleic acid binding
Source: RefSeq, a predicted model, not a curated record